Molecule: messenger RNA, 1382 nt
Organism: Thunnus maccoyii (southern bluefin tuna)
Lineage: Eukaryota; Metazoa; Chordata; Actinopteri; Scombriformes; Scombridae
Product: C-type lectin domain family 6 member A-like
Exons: 7
Coding region: 132-1001 (289 amino acids)
Source: RefSeq, a predicted model, not a curated record
UCAUGUAGGAUUUCAUGUAUUUGAACUUUAUAUGAAGCCUCAUCGACGCAACUAUAAAAGUGGGAACUAUUACGCGCUGAUGCAAUAAUUACUAAAAAUAAGUGGCUGUUGGUGUUCUGUUGGAUGAAACAAUGGGAGUGAGCAAUGGAUCGACUCUGCUGGAGGAAGAAAAAACCCAAACACCUGCAGACAAAAAAACAAUGUCCCGGUUAUUUCGGAUAAUCUACAGACCUCGCUGUGGAGGGGAGGCGGUGGUAGAUAUCUCAAAACUUCAGCAAAUAAAACCCAAAGACUUACCAUGGCUGGAGUCUGUUAAAGGUUGGUUCAGUCAGUACACACAGCUGGCUCACUACUUCUCCCUGCUCUGUUUCCUGCUCACCAUCAUCACUCUGCUGCUGACUUUCUGCUUGUUGCAGAUCACGUUGGUGUUCCAGUCGCAGUCGAAACUGCGGGAAACCAAAGUGAGAGAUCUGACGAACAGACUGGAGAAGCUCAACCAGUCAUAUCGCUUCCUGUUCUCCCAGUAUCCUGCUCUCAACCAGUACUGCCCGGUCAGCAACUCCACUACUGGUGAGCGAAAGUGCAGCCCGUGUCCGGCCGGCUGGACGUCAGAAGGAGAGAAAUGCUUUCUGUUCAGUAAGGACAGAGCCGACUGGAUCAGCAGCCAGUACCGCUGCAUGGCACUGGGAGGCGCUGUGGUGCAAGUCAGGACAGAAGAGGAGCAGGUGUUUCUGUGGAAAACGGCUCAGAGUCUGAGCCAGGGAGACUCGUACUGGCUCGGCAUGAGGAGCAGCAGUGCUGACGGGAGCUGGCAGUGGAGCGACGGAUCCCUGAUGGAGAAGGGACCACAGUUUUGGCAGCGUGAGCCUGAUAAAACAGACACACGGGAGCUGUGUGGUCGACUCACACCGGGAGACAACUACAGGAGGACCUGGUUCGUCUCCAAAUGUUCCAGCCAGCUGAGGAGCAUCUGUGAGAGGAGACAAAGUACUCUGCAGUGAGAGGAGAAGAUUCAGCUUCAAACAACUCCAGAUCAUAUCUGAAGAAGCAAAACACACAGAAUAAGACUGUAAAACAGCUUCCCCUUUGAUUUAAAUGUAUUUAUUCUAGUGAUAAAACACUUUAAUCACUAAAAUCAUUCUUGUUGAUUUGUGUUUUUGUUUGUGUGAUUUGUUGUGUUGUGUUUAACUUUUCUAUUUUUUGUUUGUUUGUUUGUUUUUUGGUUUGUUUGUUUUUUGCAGGACUGAUUCCUCAUUCAAACUCCACUAAAUGUUGUUACUAUUUUAAUGAAUAAAUCCCUCAGCUUCACACAAUCAAUUAUAAAUCAUUUAAAAGUGUUCUAUGAAUAAAUGUAUUAUUGUUAUUAAUUAUUAAAUAAUAGA